AGCGGACAGUUCUAGCACGGAUGACAUCGGUCAGAAUAUUGACUCCGUAUUGCUUCGAUGUGGGGAAGGAUGGGUUAUCGUUUUUCAAUGAAUAUAUUUACGAUUGUUCCCGCGUUGCUGUUGGUCUCCAGCUGUGCCGCCCAGUAUUUGGGACACGCAGUGUCCUACCAAUACCACUCCCACGGUGGCACUCGUGGCUUUUCCUAUAGCUUCGCCCAUCCAUUCCCGCAGCAUCAGGAAUCCAGCGACCAUCAGCACCAGGAAAGCACCCCAGAACCAAUCCCGGAGGUCGAACACAAUCCUCACCAUGCCGCAUUAUCGGAACUCAAGAAAUUCUUCCUAGUCAACGGGAUAGACAGUAUCCCGUACUACGAACCUGCUCCAGUUCAAAAUACACAAGUGGAAUCGACAACGUGGCAUCCCGGAUCCCAGCAGAUCGAUCCACCGGUGGAAAAGCUAGCACCGUUGCAGCACACGGAUGACCGGUACGCCAGCUCCAACAAUGCACCCGAGCCGGAUCACCGAGACCAACAAUACACAACCUCUCUGAGCGAGCACUCGAUCCCGGUAAGCGAGCAGCAGCAGGACACAGGCUGGUACAACACCGAAGCUCCAACGUACGCUCCCCAAAGCGAGGAUCCCACGACUACCCAAUCCCCGGGACCACCAGAUGACCAGGACCGCGCUGUUGUCGGGUACGAUGGAACGCGUCGUUACGUUCCCGUGUACGAAUCAUCCCUAGGCUGGCGUCGUCCCCAGUAUGUACCGGAGCCCCCGAAUCAGCUUCUCCCGCCGCCGAAGCCCCAUCGUAGCAGCAGCAGCAGCAGUAAAUCCGGCAAAGGAUCCCGGCAUCAUUCCCGCGGUAAACGACGACACAAGUCACGCAAGAGUCGGAAAAACAAGCAUCGUGGCUCGAACGGGGCCGCGCUUGUAUAUGAAGCUGUACAAGGGCGCGAACUGGAAGAUGACGAAGACUACGGCGAGGAGGAUUAUACUGACGAAUCGGAUGAAAAACGUUGAGUCGGAUGUAUGGUGUUGUCUUUUGUUCUCUAGGAUAGAUGCCGUUGUUAUUUGUUGUUGAUUGUUUUUGAAUGCUUCUAUGAAGUUUGUUGUUUCUGCUAUCUGAGGUCUAACCUCAAAACCGACCUGUUUUAGUGAAAAUAAAUGCUUUAUUGCAAUAUAUUAU
Molecule: messenger RNA, 1186 nt
Organism: Toxorhynchites rutilus septentrionalis
Lineage: Eukaryota; Metazoa; Arthropoda; Insecta; Diptera; Culicidae
Exons: 2
Coding region: 58-1020 (320 amino acids)
Source: RefSeq, a predicted model, not a curated record